CUUUCACACGAAGCUACUGUGUUGAAGAAUUUUCUAAUAGUACAGUAAUUUCUGCUGCAUCGAGGAUGGGCGUGAUUGAAAAAAGUGUUCUGAUAUAACAGCGGGAUUAGUAAAACCCUUGCAUUUCUUGGAGUUAGUGUUUGCAAAAAAAAAUAAUCAUGGACAUUGGAAUCCUAAACCAGCAAUAUCUGGGCAUAAAGUGAACUCGACACGGUGAAGUAAAACUAUGUAGAGUUAUGCUCUCUCCACUCUUCUCUGAGAAAAGAGAUGAUCCAGAAAACCGGAAAUGUGAGUUUGGUGUGUUGCAUUUGUAGUAGUGAGUUGGAUUCGAAUAUGCUGCGAUACUAGAUGAAGAGAGCAUAAAAUACCAUAAAAAUAUAAGAGAAAGCAGCAUAAAACAAAAUACGUGUGCGUGCGGUGAACAGUGUAUGUGAAAGGAUCUCGUGAGAUUCUCUCGUGGUUUCCGUGUUUGGAUAGAAAGAUCGGUUUUCAUUCGGCAUCUGCGUCUGAGCAGAACACACUUCGCCAUCAUCGGAGGAAUUUUGUUCCACGUAGAACAUACUUUAACUUCCAUACGAACCUGAGCAGAAUAAACUUCCAUACGCAAUUUACGGUUCUUGUGUGCGUGUUAGUUGUUAGUGUUGGGCACAAAACAAGCAAGGAUCGUGGAAGCAAUAUCAAUUAAUGUGUCGAGCAGGAAAAUGUGACGAGAUUUUCAAAUCAGUGCUAUUUAUUUGGAAACAUGUUGUGAAACCAUUCAUAGCUUGAAGGCCGCCUACAGCCUUUGAGCAACUGUUGAAGAUGUGAACAUAGUUACCAACACCAACUUUGCAUCGUGCUAGUGUCUUAAAUUAAAAUAUCUGUGUUUAAUCUUCAUGAUUUCUGUAUGCAUUUCGUUGGUUAUCAUGCUGGAGAAAAAGCAGACAACAGUGAGUGUUUUGUGAAAAAUGAGCACAACCAAAACCUACAGCGCGAAGCACACGGUACACGAAAAAUGUGUCUCUUGAGUCUGGUUGUGCAGAAAUGCUCAUGAUAGUAAAACAGUGUAUACAUGUUCAAAUCAGUGGGUGACCGAUUUAGUCAUCGUUUUGUAUGACGUGCAAACCGCAACAUGACCACUGUGCUGCUCCUGCCGGUAUUACUCGUGCUGGUUUGCGUGCAGGUCAAUUACAGCCUGCAGUAUGAUUCGGUUGACUCGCAAUACUACUAUCCGGCAGGGCCGGAAGAGCCGGGAAAUCCGGUGCGGUAUGAUUCUCCGGAUGACUGCAAGUACCGUGUGCUGCCCGGAAAUGAGAUCGAUUUGGUGUGUAACUUGCGUACAGUGAACAGUGAGCUUGACCAUACUAACUUCACGGUGAUACAAUCGGAGCGGUUAGCCGCUUUAUCGAUUUAUUGCAACGAUGCAAUUCAAGUCCGCAGCAAACUUCAAUCCAAAUGCUUUCAUCACCUGGGACGACUCAAACGUCUUUCUGUUGAGUAUUGUAAGAUUGCCAAAUUUUCGAGGGAAGUGUUAAGCGGAUUAAGUGAACUACGCAACUUUACCAUUCGAACGCACAACAUCAACUGGCCCGAGCUCAACUUAGACAUCGAAUCAGAUGCAUUCGCGGAAUCGCGAAACCUGGAGAUGCUUGACUUAAGCAUGAAUAACAUCUGGUCUCUACCGCAACAUCUAUUCUGCUCGCUGAAUGGGCUCCGCUCAUUAAACAUUAGCUUCAACCGACUGCAAGACAUCAAUGACUUGGGCUUUCGAGAGCUUAACGAGGGAAAGGAUGGAAAGGAGAACAUAUCCGUAUCGACCGCACUGCCACUUAGUUGCUCUCUCGAUCUUGAGGAAUUGGAUGUGUCAAGAAACCACUUUGUGCUUUUACCACCAGCCGGCUUCGGAAUGCUCAAGCGUUUAAAAGUGCUAAGGAUCCAUGACAACGAAAUUUCGAUGGUGGCUGAGAAGGCACUGAAAGGAUUGAAGGAUUUGGUAGUGGUGGAUAUGAGCUCGAACAAAAUUGUGGCAUUGCCAACAGACCUAUUUAAAGAUCAGACGCAAACGGUACAAGAGGUUUACUUGCAGAAUAACUCCAUCAGUGUACUCUCUCCCGGGUUAUUCACAAAGCUCGAGCAGCUGCAAGCACUUGAUCUAUCAAUGAACCAACUUACAUCGGCUUGGGUUAAUCGCGGCACGUUUGCUGGUCUGAUUCGAUUGGUUCUCCUCAACCUGGCAAGCAACAGAAUUACAAAACUGGAGUCGGAGAUCUUUUCUGACCUGUACACACUCCAAAUAUUAAAUCUACGAUACAACCAGCUAGAAAUCAUCUCGGCCGACACGUUCUCGCCAAUGAAUAAUCUACAUACACUAUUAUUAUCAUACAAUAAAAUCAAGUAUCUAGACGCUUAUUCAUUAAAUGGACUGUACGCGCUGUCGCUUUUAUCUUUGGAUAAUAACGCCCUUACUGGUAUACACCCGGAAGCAUUCCGUAACUGCAGUUCGCUACAAGAUCUGAAUCUGAACGGCAAUGAGUUGACACAAGUUCCGCUUGCUCUGAAGGACAUGCGUUUGCUGCGUACUGUCGAUCUCGGUGAGAACGCCAUAACCAUUCUAGAAGAGCCAGGAUUUCGUGGCAUGAAUAAUCUGUAUGGAUUGCGAUUGAUCAGCAACAACAUAGAAAAUAUCACGCAAAAAGCAUUCAAGGAUCUACCAAGUUUACAAAUUUUGAACAUUGCUCGGAACCGAAUUUCCUACAUCGAGAGAGGUGCUUUCGAGCUAUGCACCAGCGUACAAGCCGUUCGGCUAGAUGGAAAUCUACUAACUGACAUUGACGGAUUAUUUAGCAGCAUGCCGAGCUUGGUGUGGCUCAACAUUUCUGAUAACCGGCUCGAGCAUUUCGAUUAUUCGCAAAUACCGGUACAUCUCCAGUGGCUUGAUAUGCAUAAAAAUUUCCUUUCUGAGUUGACUAAUCGUUACGGGUUGGAUUUUAAAUUGCACCUACAAACGCUGGAUGUGAGCCACAAUCGGCUGACAAGAGUUUCCGCUGCCACUAUUCCGAAUAGAAUUGAGUUUUUGUUUAUGAACGAUAAUUUUAUAGCGUAUGUGGAGCCACACUGUUUCAUGCACAAAACAAAUCUCUCGAGAGUAGAUCUGUACGCAAAUCAGCUUACCAGCCUCGACGUAAAAGCAUUACGGCUGCAGCCCAUACCGGAAGAUAAGCAAAUUCCGGAGUUCUACAUCGGAGGAAACCCUUUUAUUUGCGAUUGCAAUAUCGAUUGGCUGCAAAAAAUUAAUCUUGUCACUUCGCGCCAGUAUCCGACCAUCAACGAUAUCGAAACGGUGUACUGCAAGCUAAUGUACGAUCGAGAACGUUCAUACGUGGCUUUGAUAGAAGCCGAACCGAAACAUUUUCUCUGCAGCUACAGCACGCAUUGUUUCGCACUCUGCCACUGUUGCGAGUUUGACGCCUGUGACUGCGAGAUGACCUGCCCGAAUAACUGCCAUUGCUAUCACGACAACAGCUGGUCCACAAACAUUGUCGAGUGUUCAGUGGCAGGCUACACCGAUAUCCCUACCAACAUACCAAUGGACACAACCGAGGUUUACCUUGAUGGCAAUAACCUGGUAGAACUGUCGGGUCAUAGUUUUAUCGGGCGUAAAAAUUUACGUGUGCUGUACGGAAAUCAUUCAAAUAUCGAAGUAAUCCAUAACACAACGUUUAUAGGGCUCCGUCGGCUCCUUAGUCUCCACCUGGAAUACAACGCGAUACAGAAGCUCUAUGGAUUCGAAUUUGCUGCUCUCGAGAGUUUGCGCGAGCUGUACCUACAUGGUAACAAGAUAGCGUACAUAGAGGAUUAUACAUUUCGCGAGUUACGUAAGCUAGAAGUGCUCCGUUUGGACGGUAACCGUAUUACUAGUUUUGAAGUGUGGCAACUAUCCGCUAACCCGUACCUAGUCGGAAUCGCACUGGCCAACAACCAAUGGACGUGUGAUUGUGGAUUCUUGAACAAAUUGCGUGUAUAUCUACAAGCAAAUGUAGACAAAAUUGUAGAUGCCAAUGAGAUUUCGUGUGUUUACAAUAAUCUAACCAGCAUCCUAAAGGAGAAGAAUGGUACCAAGUGUACGUUUCGCGAAGGCAUGUCCUCAAUAGUGCACACGCAAGAGAUUGAAGAUAUGCUACCAUUGCUGUUAGUAGCUACUUGUGCUUUCGUCGGGUUUUUUGCACUCAUCUUUGGCAUUUUCUGCUACCGAAAAGAGUUGAAGGUGUUAGUUCAAUCUAGCUGCAUCGGUGCACUUUGCUACAAGUCUAGCACAUUUACGAACGAAAAUGAUAAGGAACGGCUGUAUGACGCAUACAUCACCUAUUCCCUGCAGGACGAGCAUUUUGUCAGUCAAAUCCUUACGGCCACGCUGGAAAACGACGUUGGCUUCCGAUUAUGUCUGCACUAUCGAGACCUAACUACUAACAAUUACCUAGCAGAUACGAUCGUGGAAGCGGUUGAAAGCUCGAAACGUGCCGUUCUAGUACUUUCCAAAAAUUUCCUCUACAAUGAGUGGACACGAUUCGAGUUCAAAGGUGCCAUCCACGAGGUGUUGAAGCGUCGUCGAAAACUGAUCAUCAUUCUGUAUGGUGAUUUGCCACAACGAGAUCUCGAUGCCGAUAUGCGUAUGUACCUGCGCACGAACACGUGCAUAGAAUGGGACGACAAAAAGUUUUGGCAGAAACUGCGCAUAGCAUUACCGCACGUGAAGAAGAGUAGCUGCCUCAACAAACGACCAGCAAUAAAUAUCUAUGCAACCGCCAAUGAGUACAACACUACCGGACGGCAACGUCUCCCUCAGGGUUGUCCGCCUGGCACUGCUGGUACGUUGACUCCUGUGAAUAUGGGACUCCCUGUCCCGAUCAACCGACUAGAGCAACAUAGCUACGCCACGAUCGGCAAAUGUCCGCCAAACUGUGAUAACUAUAAUAUGAUUAGUAACUGUAAAUAUAACACCACUCAGCAUCUCCAGCAAUCUGCGAACCAGCCCGAGCAGCGGAUAAACGAACUAGGGCGGAAAGCGACCGAACGGCAGCACGAAUAUGCUGUCCCCUCGAACUGUCUCGUAGAUUCAUCGCACGAGGCAUACAACGUGGGUGACGAAUGUAUCGCGGGUGAAACAUAUGAGAGCACAUCCAGCUCCAAGUACUCUACUUCCUCUCCGGGCUCUAGUGAUGGUAGCCAUUCUAUCUCCUCCACAUGCGACAUCACCGGUGGCUCACUCGGCCAAUCUCCGCUGGGUGCAUGCCCUUCUAAUCCACCACCCCAACCAACCAACAAGUAUUCCAACAGUCAUCAACAUCAUGCUCGUCACAGCAGCAGUCGAAAACAAGCCAACCCCGAACAAGGAAGUGGAUCGAUAAAGGGUACCCUCGAUGCGAACAAGUCGGGCACUAACAAUUUCAAUGAUAGAAGACUGCCACAGGCCAUGUGGGCAUAACGAUUAUUAAAAAACCUAAGGUUAGCUAAUUAUUAUUAUCGUUAAACGGAUGAAACUUUAUCUUAAGUACCUCGCCGUUGAAGGUUAAGAUUACAGAUAUUUUGAGAGGCAUGAGUGAGAACAUUGUAAGAAUGCGAGUGAAAUCCUAGCGGUUUAGGAAUUGUUGGGUGUAUUCGAGGAUCAUUUCUGUUACCGGUUUUUCGUCCAUUUCUUGCUGGGCAGCAAGCAAAGAAAACGACAACGUGUGUAGAUCUUAAAAGAAAUUAACGCCACUCGCAGCAGUUGUAACAUUCCUGAACAAAAAGCAAUGGUAGCUACAUGCAUGAAAAGGAAUUAAACCAAACCUACAAAGAAAUGCAAACAUUCUCCAAACCGAGUGAUAUGAUAUAGAACGGGACGGCUGCGAAACGACCAGAUUGGUACGACAAAUAGUCGUUCAUGCAGUGCCUUGCGGGAGAGUUAAUGACAAAAGAGAAAUGUACUCAGUCAAGGAUACCAAAACCAUCUGAUUUCGAGAAAACAUUGAAUUCCAACCCCCCUCCGAGUACAACUUCUUUCGACGUUGUACAGGAAGGAACUUACAUGGAACUGUUACAUGGAAUCGCAGGCCAAUGACAUACUCCGUCAGAAUCAAAAUAAAAUUAAAAUAGAUCCAUAAUUCUAGUCAUACUGAAAUAUAAUUCAAUUUCAGUUUUGAGGGCCAAUUAAAUUAUUUAUUAAUUCGAGUAAAAGAAACGUCGUCAUACUGAAUUUGAUUUUACAUGCUUUACCAAGUGCGAAAGGAUGAGCAUUGAGCUAAAAUGAAAGCCACAAUAAUACGAAAAUAUUAAAUGUAAAUAGUGUAUUCUAACCUUCGAUAACAGAUUUGGGAGCACUUAACCCAUAAUAUACAAAAAGGUACACGUCGGCUUUAUUACUAGGUCGAUAAAACAACUAGCCAAAAGUGAUUCUAUCUUCCUAAAAAAUGAUGAGUAUGUUCAGUUGGCAGACAUUGAAUUGAGAUCUCUUAGAAUGAAACUUCAAUCUGAUUUUAGGUUCAUUAAAUUGUUUAAUCUACAUGAUUAAAUUUGCCAUCUUCCGUGAUAGAUAUGAUUUUUUAAUUGAGCUCAUAAUUUAUGUUUUAAGAAAACAAAUCUCGAUCGGAAAAAUCUCUGUUUGGUUGAUUGUAGCAUAUGAUAUGAAGGCAAGCACAGUUGAAUAUCAGAAUGCAAUCGUAAUGAAAUAUUUUGAGUUAGUAUUUCCGUCAGACAACGCAAUUAUUUAUAAUUAUUGGCUAGUGAUCUCGAUAUGAUGCAAUCAAUGCAACAUAGUGUAAAUUAGAAAAUCACAGGACAGAAUAUCCAUGCAUAAAGCUCAUAACAUCGAUUAAUAGUCGCAUUACGAGUGUCUAAGAAGAAGAAUAUGUUUCAGAAGAUUUGACAUUGUUUCCUUUUUUGAAUAACAAUCAUUCAGAGGUAUCGCCACCAAAACUUGGCCCCUGCAUGUUUCAUUAUCUAAAUCCGCACUAUAGACAACCCUAACACAACCAUAGCAUUUACACUCUCUCUCAAUAAAGCCAACGAAUUAAUACAGCAGUGUAUAAGGUCAAUGAUAGAAAUAUUCUAUUGAUCUGGUUAAAUGUUGAUUCCAGAGAGUAGCGAUACUUGAUGAACAAGAACUUAAGGAUAAACUAACGAAACUUGUUCCUGUGCUGCAAAUGUAUUGAGUGCUUAAUUAUCUUGUGAUUGUUAAGCAAAUUACCAGCCACAAAGUUUCAAUCCUAAAACUACAAUACAUAAAUACAUAAAUAGCUUUCUAUCAGUUCGGAGCAUACUACAACAAUUUGUACGAAAUGAGAACAAAUGAAAAGAAAUUAACGACUGGUUGCACAGAAUACCAGACAGAAUUUAUCGUAAUACAACAUAAUGUGAACAGCUGCAGCUGCUCUAUGUACAGACGAAUAGCACAUGGAAUCGAUGAAUUGUAAAAAUGGAACAUGAAUAAUAAUAAAAAAUCCAAAUUUAUUU
Messenger RNA from Anopheles aquasalis, 7467 nucleotides. It is a transcript of the gene Toll-6, whose product is annotated as Toll-like receptor 6. Gene Ontology annotation, molecular function: protein binding. Gene Ontology annotation, biological process: signal transduction. The record is from RefSeq and is a predicted model, not a curated record. NCBI's taxonomy places the organism in Eukaryota, Metazoa, Arthropoda, Insecta, Diptera, Culicidae.